This is a messenger RNA of Eimeria mitis, 306 nucleotides long. RefSeq lists its product as uncharacterized. The record is from RefSeq and is a predicted model, not a curated record. The annotation marks the transcript as partial. Lineage: Eukaryota; Apicomplexa; Conoidasida; Eucoccidiorida; Eimeriidae. The transcript is spliced from 2 exons.
AUGUAUUCUUUAUCAUCAGAUUUCUCUCUCUUUGGCCUGCUACUCUGCGGCUGCUUUUGGGUGUACGUACACCAGCGCCUCUCGCCUACUCUUCCCUAUUUCUUUCUCCCCGCAGCAGCCUGGAAGGAGCACAGCCGCAAGAUCCAGCUGUAUAAGCAGCAGCAGCAGCAACAGAAGCAGCUGCAGCAGCAGCAACAGAAACAGCAGCAGACAGAACGCAAUGGGGAGCGGACAUCAGCAGAACCCAACCCGAAGCAGCAAGAGCUGCAAGAAGGAGCAGCAGCAGCAGCAACAGCAACAGCAGAG